AUGGCGGAGAAGGAGAAGAGCCCGUCAACUUACAAGGGCUUUGUCGCUGGCAUGUUCAGUGGGGUGAGUAAACAUACUGUCGGGCACCCUUUCGAUACGAUUAAGGUCAGACUUCAAACCUCCGAUGCCAGCAAGUUCUCAGGUCCGUUGCAAUGCCUCACGCAUACGAUACGGAAGGAAGGCGUAGCUGGGCUUUACAAGGGCGCUACCCCCCCUCUAGUAGGAUGGAUCUUCGUCGAUAGCAUAUUGCUGGGCUCCCUAGCCUUCUACCGCCAACUUCUCCACCGCACCCUCUUCACUCCCCCAUACGCCUCCCCCUCCUCCCUCGCCGAGCGCAACUUCGACCCCACCACAACCCACAAAUUGCCCUCGCUCGGGCACGCCAUGGCCGGGGUUAUGGCCGGCGCAACCGUCUCAUUCAUCGCGUCGCCCAUCGAACACAUAAAAGCGCGUCUCCAAAUCCAGUACUCCUCCAAGAAAUCCGAGCGCCUCUAUUCCGGCCCUGUCUCCUGCUUCAAGAAGAUCUACGCCCACCAUGGGAUUCCCGGCAUCUACCACGGCCUCUCAUCAACCUUGCUGUUCAGAUCAUUCUUCUUCUUCUGGUGGGGCAGUUACGACGUCUUCACACGCCUGUUGACGACGCACACGGGAUUGAGUACUCCGGCCGUGAAUUUUUGGGCUGGCGGCCUAAGCGCGCAGGUCUUCUGGAUCACGAGUUUUCCGAGCGACGUCGUAAAACAGCGCAUCAUGACGGAUCCUCUUGGUGGCGGGCUGGGGGACGGCGAGAGGAGGUUUAGGAGAUGGAGGGACGCGGCUAGGGCAGUGUAUAGGGAGGGUGGAGUGAGGGGAUACUGGAGGGGGUUUCUGCCGUGUUUUGUGAGGGCGUUCCCGGCGAAUGCAAUUGCGCUGGUCGGAUUUGAAGCGGCCAUGAGGCAUUUGCCUUGA
Messenger RNA from Drepanopeziza brunnea f. sp. 'multigermtubi' MB_m1, 945 nucleotides. RefSeq lists its product as uncharacterized. The record is from RefSeq and is a predicted model, not a curated record. Gene Ontology annotation, biological process: mitochondrial L-ornithine transmembrane transport. Gene Ontology annotation, molecular function: L-ornithine transmembrane transporter activity. NCBI's taxonomy places the organism in Eukaryota, Fungi, Ascomycota, Leotiomycetes, Helotiales, Drepanopezizaceae.